This is a messenger RNA of Opisthocomus hoazin, 2736 nucleotides long. NCBI's taxonomy places the organism in Eukaryota, Metazoa, Chordata, Aves, Opisthocomiformes, Opisthocomidae. The record is from RefSeq and is a predicted model, not a curated record.
AUGAGUGAGCGAGUGCUAUGUAUUCUAUCUAAUUUUGAGUCGUCAGUGCUCAGCGAGGAACAGAAGAUUGAAGAUCUGAAGAUAAACCAUGAACUAAGGCAACAUGUCACACAACUGGAAAGUCAAGUGGAUAGGUUCACCUGCAAAAAUGAUCAUCUGUGUAAGCAACUUGCUGUAAUUGGCAAGCUAUCUGAGCAGCUGGAAGAAGAAUUGCUACUGAAUACUGCUGAUAAGGAGCUUGAGGAAGCAAAGAUUGAAGAUCUGAAGAUAAACCAUGAACUAAGGCAACAUGUCACACAACUGGAAAGUCAAGUGGAUAGGUUCACCUGCAAAAAUGAUCAUCUGUGUAAGCAACUUGCUGUAAUUGGCAAGCUAUCUGAGCAGCUGGAAGAAGAAUUGCUACUGAAUACUGCUGAUAAGGAGCUUGAGGAAGCAAAGGUUAUUUUACAAACAGAAGCUGAAAUAAAGCAAGGGAAGUCACCCUCAAGGCUUGAUACCUUUAUUAAGACUUUGGAAGAGGAUGUAGACUACUAUAAAAGUGAGGCUGAGAAUCUGCUGAAGGUAUUUAGAAACGCAUUUUCAAGUCCUAGGCGUACGUCUGCUGGAGCACGUUCUGAUCCAAAAGUUUUGAAAAUAUUGAGAGAACGUGAAGAACUUAAGUCAACGCUGAAAAAAUAUGAGCGCUAUGUGGCAGAAAUUCAGGGUAACUUCAAAGUUUUAAGAGCUGAGAGAGACAAAAUUGUCAAUCUUUAUGAACAGGCGCAGGAAGAGAUCUCUCGACUUCGUCAGGAAGUUAUCAGAUGCCCCAGAGCUCCUAAAAGUACUGUGAUAGCUCAAGCUGUGUUAAGACAUGUGGAGAUAGAAAGGGAUACAGCACUGUCAGAUUUCCGAAGGAUGACUACGGAACGUGAUAGUCUCAGGGAGCAGUUAAAGAUUUCCCAACAGACUGCGUUUAAUGAAAAAGCUCAUUUGGAACAGAGAAUUGAAGAGCUAGAAACUACUAUUCAAAAUUUAGAUAGUGAACGGUUAGAACAGAUGUCCGAAGUGGCACUAAUGAAAGAUACCAUUGAUUCUCUGGAAACUGAGAUGAAAAGAUUGGCAAGAAGAGCACUGGACUCUGAAACUGAGCUCAGCCGACAGGAAGCUGAGUAUGUUUCACUUAGUUUAUUGAAUGAAAAGACAGAACAGAGCCUUUCAGAGACUCAGCGAAGCCUUGUUAAGAAAAAAUAUGAAAUGCAACUUACCCAAGAGAAAAUUACGCUUUUGAAUGAAAAAAUUGGUAACUUUUCAAGACAAAGUCGUGUACAACAAGAGGAGAUCUGUGCUUUGAAAGAAACAGUUGCACAGCUUGAUAAGGAGAAGGCAUCUUUGCAAGACUCCGUGGAACAAGGAAGAGAGAAGAUUGCCACUUUUGAGGAAAGCCUUGCAAUUAAAGAGAAAAUAAUUUCAGAUUUGAAGAUUCUGAUUUCUGAGUUGGAGCAUUCCACAAAAAAAUCUACUGAAGCACUCUGUGUCUGUGAGAAAGAUAUCAUCCGUCUGCGUCAACAGCUACAAGAAACCAACAAAGAACUGGCACAGACUAACAAGAACAGAGAAUCAUUAGCUCAGGAGAAAGACAGGUUACAAGAGCAUCUUUCUAAUAUUAAGCAAGAAAAUCAGAUACUAUAUAAAAAACUAGCACAGUGCCAAAAUGAGCUUGAUGAUAUGAAGUCAAAAGCCCAGGAUUCAAACACAGAUAUUGUCAGGCUGAAGGGUGUACUGAAGUCUAAAGAGAGAGAGAACUGUGAGCUUUUGGAGAAUUACCACAAAGCCUGUGAACAAGGAGAAAGUUGGGAAGCAAAAUGCCAUCAAGCAGAAGCAAAGUGUAGCUCUGUUAGACGGGCACUGGUCAGUGUGGAGUCUGAGAACCAUAGGUUGAAAGAGAAAAUGGAUUCCCUUGAAACAAAAAUGGAGCAACAUUUAACAACAGAAGCAGCAUACAGGUCUCGGAUAUCUGCCUUAAGCAAGUCUCUUGUGAAAAUGGAAGGAGAGCUUCAAAACAUGCAUCAGGAAAGAGUCUCUAUACUUGCAAAUCUCACAUCUACACAAGAACUUUGCAUUAAACUAGAUGCAGUCAAAGAUCAAUUAAAUCAGCAGUUAACUUCCUCAGCAGAGAAGGUAGAAGGGCUGAAGAGCGAAUGUGAGUCAUCCCGUUCUGAAAUAGAGCUGCUGAGAAAACAACUGGGAAAUGAAAGAGCAUCUAUGAAAAACCUGGAAUCUUUGCUUAUGUCCAGUCGUGAGAAAGAACUUCAUUCACAGAUAGCAAAUCAAGGAAAAGACUCUGAAAUUCAGUUUCUCAAGGAACAGCUUUCUUUAGCAGAAAAUAAACUUGCUGUGCAGAGUCGAGAUUUUACUCAGCUCAGAAAGAGAGCAGUUCAGCUAGAACUGGAACUGGAUAUCACCGAGAGACAGCUGGGGACUGAGCGCUUUGAAAGGGAACGUGCUGUACAGGAGCUUCAACACCAGAAUCGUACAAUCUCGUAUCAGUCAAGCUCUGCGUUAAAAACAUCAUCACCUGCAUGUUCCCAUCAUCAAUCACCUGAUUGGUCUCUGGACUCGUCCCUGGAAGGUGGCUCUCAAAGGCACAAGAAGGAGAAAUUUCCCAUUGGUGGAGUGAGGCCUUACCCGGACCUGCCCGUCUGCCCGCGAUACUAUUUUGGAUGCCAAGUAGACAGCAAGAAUGAAUCAAUGGUGUGA